This is a messenger RNA of Mollisia scopiformis, 3802 nucleotides long. RefSeq lists its product as uncharacterized. Lineage: Eukaryota; Fungi; Ascomycota; Leotiomycetes; Helotiales; Mollisiaceae. Gene Ontology annotation, molecular function: FMN binding; riboflavin reductase (NADPH) activity. The record is from RefSeq and is a predicted model, not a curated record. The coding region runs from base 106 to 3708 and encodes 1200 amino acids. The transcript is spliced from 3 exons.
UGUGGGACCUUCGAAAUUACGGAUUGGCGAGCUGGCAGAGCUGCAGAGGAGUCGAUAUCGAUGCUCCGAUACAAUUGAGCUCGAUUGGUGGUCAAUUCUACGAAUAUGCAGUGGGCAGCUGCGACGCGGUUCUAUGGGCUCUUUUAUAGAUGGUCGAGAGCUGAAUGUCUGAUGACGAGACGAAAUUUAGUUCGAAAUCUCCAUUCAACUAAGAGAUCACUUUCUGCUAAAGUUGCAAAAGAUGGAAGCUCAGAGAUUAGAGACAUAGGUGAAGAAGAGAAGAACCGUGUAGUGAGCGGACAAGGAGCUCUCAAAACCGACAAAGGGGCACGAAAGUGGCGACGACCACAGAAGAUGUUGACAGGGCAUGCCUUGCUUCGGAAAGUCAAGCAGGAGAAAAUGAAGUCAGCAAGACUGAAGAAGGAAGUGGACAAUUAUCAGGAACAAUUUAUGAAGGAGAAGAGGGAAGCUGGAGAAGAUGAAUCUAAACUCGACAUGAUCGACAUUAUUGCAGAGUUCAAGAGGAAGGAAGGGGUCUCGAGGGGGGAGUUGCAGCAGAAAAUGAGAGAGAAGACGAAGGCUAAGAAGCUGCGGCGCUUUAAGCACGAAAAAAAGAAGGCAAAGCGGCUACCGCUGCACUUACAGAAACGGAAUCGCGACAAGGAGCUGCUACAGAACAAGGAGAAGCAGACACCAUCUUUGCUGGAAGAGGAGAGUCAUCAGGUUAUGGAUCACAAGCUUUCGACCAAGUCGUCACUUGGAGAUGAAACAACUUCUUCGUCAAUUCUGAAGACUAUCGAUCCGCCUACGGAAGAUGGACUGCAAGCUGAAGUAUAUAAAAGCUCCCACACAAGUAUCCCAUCACCACUUGCAGCUUCUCUUCCCCCGAACGUCGACCAGCCAGAGCCGCAGGAUCAAGUCUCCCCGGAAGCCUCGAUGCUGGCGAGCAGAGCGGAUAGAGACAUCCAGUCUCACGAUCCCACUGCUGCAUUCAGUACAGAAGGUCAGCCCGAAGUUGUUCCGGAUGAUUCAGCUCCCAGGUUGCCAGAUGAGGAGAUCGCGGCAAUAGAUCUCCAACAGCAACAGUUUUCCGAACCAAGUGCAGCUAUGCCCGAGUCGCAAAACCUGAAUGGGUUCAGAUCCGAACAACAGGUUCAUGAGGAUGGGAUGUCUACAGAAGAACCGGGAACCCAUCCAACGGUCCCUGUAUCAGAGCGAGAUAUAGUGACCACUCACCCAGAUCCUCGAUUAAUUGAUGUAUCCGGUGAAAUGGCACCUAGAGACGUGAAACAUCCCGCCACAACAAUACCUGAACAGCUGCCAUUGCUUUCCGAGCAGAGAGAACCCCUUCGUGCAAAAGGAAAUAUUGCUUUAGAAAAAUCUCGAUCUGGGGACCUGCCAGACAAGGCACGGCAAGACGAGUCACAGCUCGAAAAAUCAGCUCCAGAGCAAACAAAAGACCCGACAGACAAGAAAUCCGGAUCGUCAAAGAUUUCCACCCACCUUCGCAGUGUCAUGCGAGCGCUCCCUGCUUCUGUCGUUGUUAUUACCACGGCUUUGACAACGUCAGCGUCCGAUACGCAGCGAAGUAGAGGGCGGGCCAUCUCACCAGCUCUCGCAGCUAAUGCUCGAGGCAUGACUGUUUCUUCGUUUACAACUGUCAGCCUUGAUCCUCACCCCAUCAUACAAUUCAAUAUCAAGGUACCAAGUCGAACACUUGGCGCCUUGAUGGAGACAAGACAUUUCUUUGUGCACAUCUUGGAAGCUACCAUGCUUGGAGCCAAAAUCGCUGCCGCUUUCACAAAAGGAAACUCGCCAGACGGCAACCCAUUUGUUAACCCGGUUUCAGAGGAGUAUAAAGUCAGACCCACACCAGUUGACGUCUGGAAACGUGUCACGGAAACGGACGACACGUAUAUCCGUCCUUCAGGGUGGCAGAAGCGUCUAGAAGAAGACUUCGCCUGGGUUCCAGACCCCGACAAUAGUUCGUUCAAGCGGCCAGCUACGUUCUCCAACGCUGAUGUCUGGCAACGAAAACCAAUCUCCUUCGAUUCUCCGAAAUCCAAAACAUCGAAGGGCCAUAGGAUCAUUCUUCCCAGAAUUGCCUCUGAUGGUGUUCUGCGAACUUUACGUUGUAAAGUUCUGGACAAGGGAGCCAGGGGUGGUGGAAGAGGCGAUGGCUUCAUCAGAGUCGGUGACCAUGUCAUAGUCAUUGCUCAGGUUCAUACUAUCGUCAGCCAUCGGCCUCCCGAGGAGGUUUCCAAGUCCAACAAAAAAGCGUUGGCCUAUGCGCAUGGAAAUUUCACGGCCACGAAUCAUACCAUUGAUCCUAACACGACUGUUGCGGGCAGCUCGCCUAGACGCACCAAAGACCGGGAGUUGCUAGAACUGCUGCAAAGUAAUAAGGCACCCCCAGAACAUCUCUUGAAUGCAACCACAGAACACGGCACUGAAGCUGUACAAGAUGAAAAAGAAACGAAAUCCAAGUCCAAAAUAAAAGAUCAUCUAGACGAAUCUCAGCUGUUACCGGAUCAAACUUCAAACGUACCGAUAGAAACCUUGCCAGAUGAGGAAGAUCUUGUGGAUGGAGGAGUGCCACUCAGGAAAAUACGAAUGAAGGGUCUUUCUCUCCGCGAGAUCAACGAGCUAGCCGAGAGAUAUUCCGACCGAGCACACAUCCUAAGGACUCGACUGGGCCUAUCUCCUGCAUCGGCCGAAGAGGAGGCUUCAAUACAAGAACCGCCAACAUUCAAUCCUACGGACGACGUCGGUGAAGCAGGAGACGAGGGCCCAGAACAUCCAGCAUUCAGUCCUGGCGUUGGCGUGGAUGGGGCCUGGACGGGACACUGGGGUCGAAAACCUGAUAACCCAAAAACCCCCAAACCCCCCGGGCCAAGAAUCAUAAAGCAUGUUAGCAAUCGCGGAGCAUCACUGGAGGAUAUUCGCCAAGAACAACAGAUAAGCUCCGAGGUACAGGUUCCGCGUCGAAUCGCCCAGGCUGCUAUUGAAGCGCUUCCCGAUGCCGAUGCCGAGACCCGGAAGAGUUAUGCUUUGUUCAGAGCCGCGGAGGAAUUGACUGCGAGGAGAGAAGAGAUCGAAAUUAUGAGGACUGCGUCGAAAAGUAGAGCACCGCCAGGAAGCUUGAGAUCCGGAGCCAAACCCAGCUCCAAGUCCAGAUCCGACGAGUGGAGCAGGAAACAGAAGCAGGGUUCCGUAGAUCAGCCCGUAAAUAUCAAAAAAUAUGAAAUCGACUCUCGUGGACUGGAUCCUGAGCUCCGACCAAAGAUGGAUGCAGUCUGGGAGAAGGUGCAGAGGUUCAAAACAAUGCGAACAGGACUCCGGGUCGCGGAUGAUGAACAGUAUGGAUUGUUCUGGAGACCGAAACAUAUUGUCAAAGAGGAGAAUAAGGAGAAAGCGAGAAUGGAGCUUGAGAUGCAGAAAUGUGGAAGUUUGGAGGAAAGCCGGGUCGAGUGGAGAGUAUUUGAAGGGAAACCGCCUGCUGAGGAAUUGAUUCUAGAGCCUGAGGAAAGAUAUCAUAACUCUGGCUCUAGAUCGAUUUUCACAAAAUUGGGCGAUGUCGAGCGCGACGAUGCUGUGGACACGGGCUCGUAUGAACGCGGCAGGACGAACACUGGAAAACAGACAAAGCAGAAGGAAAAGACGAUCGUGUACCAGGAAGCCGAUCCAUUCGCGGAUGAGUUUCUUUGAGUGUGGGAUGUAUGAUAUAUAUUGCAUCCAUAGGUGUUGACAGUUAAGUGUUGUAUGUAUUCUAGAAUGAAGACACGUCUAGGAGGAUUUGUAC